AUGGCACGUCGAGCAAAGAAAUCAACAAAGAAAAGUUCAUCUCGUAAACAUACGAAAUUACCAAAGAAACCAUCAACAAUGUCCUCGCCAACCAAACAGAAUACGUCUGAUAGUCUGGAUGAUGAAACCAAAUUAGCAAAACGACAUUUAACGAAAGAAAUGUGGCAAUUAGUUUCGAUCGCUGUUAAACGAAUGGCGGAUGAACUUGUUUCGAUUCCAAAUACUCAAACACACAAAGCUCUGUCGGAAACUGAUCCUUCUUCUCUCUCGAAACUUUCAACUACGCAACAAAUGGGUGCGGGUGACGAAGGUUCUACUCCUGAUAAAUCGAGCAUAGCUAAAGAGUCAUUACCAGUGCAAAUGAUUGAAGUACCAUUGUCUACUAAGCAGAAAGCAACGAGUAAUAAUGCAAUACGCCGAUCGAUAAAAUCAGCUCGAAAAUCAACGUUACAACAUGGACGCAAGAACUACAAAAUGAAAUAA
Molecule: messenger RNA, 483 nt
Organism: Adineta ricciae
Lineage: Eukaryota; Metazoa; Rotifera; Eurotatoria; Adinetida; Adinetidae
Source: the annotation of a GenBank genome assembly